AUGAUAGGAAGAGCCGACAUCGAAGAAUCAAAAAGCAACGUCGCUAUGAACGCUUGGCUGCCACAAGCCAGUUAUCCCUGUGGAUCUAAAGGAUCGAUAGGCCACACUUUCAUGGUUUGUAUUCACACUGAAAAUCAAAAUCAAGGGGACUUUUACCCUUUUAUUCUACGCGAGAUUUCUGUUCUCGCUGAGUCCCCCUUAGGACACCUGCGUUAUUUUUUAACAGAUGUGCCGCCCCAGCCAAACUCCCCACUUGACAAUGUCAAUAACGUGGGUCACGCCAUAAAGGCGCUUAAAACCAGAAGGUGGGCCGUGAAGCCCAAUCCCACAUGA
Molecule: messenger RNA, 333 nt
Organism: Phycomyces blakesleeanus NRRL 1555(-)
Lineage: Eukaryota; Fungi; Mucoromycota; Mucoromycetes; Mucorales; Phycomycetaceae
Exons: 2
Coding region: 1-333 (110 amino acids)
Source: RefSeq, a predicted model, not a curated record